CAAACUUUAAACAACACGCUACGACGCAGUGUGGAAAUUUCAUUCCGAAUUAAUCAGCAGUUGUUUAUUCGAACUCUUCUAAGAGUCUUCGAGAUGUUUUUCUGUAUUUUGAUCGCGGUUACAAUUUUUGUGGCCAAAGAAUCAAUGGCGAUUUCAACUGAAAGAUGCCAGAUGGUAAUCUCAGGAACUUGUAUGCAACAUUGCCUCAACCAGUCAUGUGACUGUGGCGUAACAGACAGUAACCAUGGCUACAAUGAAUGUUACCAAGCCUCCGCGGGUUAUGAGUGCAGAGAAAUCAAGUGUUCAACUGAGACAUGCUAUCAGAAGUGUCACAAUUGCCACAUGGAGUGUACAAGCGAUGUCAGUUUCUGUAAACAGCGGUGUUUGUCAGGAGCAUGCUCAUUUACGUGUAACGCUCAACAUUGUGAACAGGAAUGUGUUGGAGAGAACUGUCAGAAUACCACCUUUGACAACUGUCAACUGAUCUUGCCGCUAAAUUACUUGGUGCUAUUGGCGGGAAUUUUGUUCGUGAUAAGUAUGUUAGCGUGUGUGCUGCUUGUCAUGUCUUUUAAAAAGAAGGACUGCAUCCCUGAUCGCUUCCCAAAGCCACCACCCUACUCAAAGAUUUAGACUAAGGAAUUUGAUCAACGUAUUUCCUUAAUUACGUUAAGGCUGCUUGCCAACUGGUUUAUGUUCACGGAGGAAACGUAUCAACUACCUCCAAGGUAUAUUUGACAAAUUAUUGUGCUGUAGGUAGCAUAAUUUAAACAAAAGAAAAACAAAAUGAGGACUAAACGCUCUGUUCAAAGUACAAUAUGUACAGAAGAAAAACAAAAUAGGCUGCUUACCAUCUUUAAAGCAAAAUAUAGACACACGAUAAGUAAACUGAAGACUCCACAGCUUGCUUGUACUGAGUCGUGAACAAGUUGUCAAAACUAGAUAAUCAGUAGUACUUGUCUUAUUUAUUAUAAUUAUAGCGACCCACAUUUAAUGAAGUUGCGGAUAAUAAAGAUAAGCAAUCAUUCA
Molecule: messenger RNA, 1026 nt
Organism: Stylophora pistillata
Lineage: Eukaryota; Metazoa; Cnidaria; Anthozoa; Scleractinia; Pocilloporidae
Source: RefSeq, a predicted model, not a curated record